UGGUGUGGGAAGAUUAUGAAGUCCCAAGAAAAUAGAGUAAGCAAGGGUUGUUUUGGUGUGUACAUCUGGAAUUUUAAAGUCUGUGGGCCGGGCAUUGACAUCCGCAACGACUAUCAGCAGCUGAAACGCCUGGAGAACUGCACAGUGAUCGAGGGAUACCUCCACAUCCUGCUCAUCUCCAAGGCUGAGGACUACCGCAGCUACCGCUUCCCGAAGCUCACAGUCAUCACCGAAUACUUGCUGCUGUUCCGUGUGGCCGGCCUCGAGAGCCUUGGAGACCUCUUCCCGAACCUCACAGUCAUCCGUGGCUGGAAACUCUUCUACAACUACGCCCUGGUCAUCUUUGAGAUGACUAAUCUCAAGGAUAUUGGGCUUUACAACCUGAGGAACAUUACUCGCGGGGCUAUCAGGAUUGAGAAGAAUGCUGACCUGUGUUACCUCUCCACAGUGGACUGGUCUCUGAUCCUGGAUGCAGUGUCCAAUAACUAUAUUGUGGGGAACAAGCCCCCAAAGGAAUGUGGGGACCUGUGUCCAGGGACCAUGGAGGAGAAGCCAUUGUGUGAGAAGACCACCAUCAACAAUGAGUACAACUACCGCUGCUGGACCACAAAUCGCUGCCAGAAAAUGUGCCCGAGCGCCUGCGGGAAGCGCGCGUGCAGCGAGAACAACGAGUGCUGCCACCCCGCUUCUACUACGCCGGCGUCUGCGUGCCCGCCUGCCCGCCCGGCACCUACCGCUUCGAGGGCUGGCGCUGCGUGGACCGGGACUUCUGCGCCAACAUCCCCAACGCUGAGAGCAGCGACUCCUCCGAGGGCUUCGUCAUCCACGACGGCGAGUGCAUGCAGGAGUGUCCCUCGGGCUUCAUCCGCAACGGCAGCCAGAGCAUGUACUGCAUCCCUUGUGAAGGUCCUUGCCCAAAGGUCUGUGAGGAAGAAAAGAAGACAAAAACCAUUGACUCUGUGACUUCUGCUCAGAUGCUCCAAGGGUGCACCAUCUUCAAGGGCAACCUGCUUAUUAAUAUCCGACGCGGCAAUAACAUUGCGUCGGAACUGGAGAACUUCAUGGGGCUCAUCGAGGUGGUGACGGGCUACGUGAAGAUCCGCCAUUCCCAUGCCCUAGUCUCCUUGUCCUUCCUGAAAAACCUUCGCCAGAUCUUAGGGGAGGAGCAGCUGGAAGGGAACUACUCCUUCUACGUCCUAGACAACCAGAACUUGCAGCAGCUGUGGGACUGGGACCAUCGCAACCUGACCAUCAAAUCUGGGAAAAUGUACUUUGCUUUCAAUCCCAAACUGUGUGUUUCUGAAAUUUACCGCAUGGAGGAAGUGACGGGGACGAAAGGGCGCCAGAGCAAAGGGGACAUAAACACCAGGAACAAUGGAGAGAGAGCCUCUUGUGAAAGCGACGUGCUGCAUUUCACCUCCACCACCACGUGGAAGAACCGCAUUAUCAUAACCUGGCGCCGGUACCGGCCCCCGGACUACAGGGAUCUCAUCAGCUUCACCGUUUACUACAAGGAGGCACCCUUUAAAAAUGUCACUGAAUAUGACGGGCAGGAUGCCUGUGGCUCCAACAGCUGGAACAUGGUGGAUGUGGACCUGCCUCCUAACAAGGAUGUGGAGCCUGGCAUCCUACUGCAUGGGCUGAAGCCCUGGACACAAUAUGCGGUCUAUGUCAAGGCCGUGACCCUUACCAUGGUGGAGAACGACCACAUCCGUGGGGCCAAGAGUGAAAUCUUGUACAUUCGCACCAAUGCUUCAGUCCCUUCCAUUCCCCUGGAUGUCCUUUCAGCAUCAAACUCCUCCUCUCAGCUCAUUGUGAAGUGGAACCCCCCGUCUCUACCCAACGGGAACCUGAGUUAUUACAUUGUACGCUGGCAGCGGCAGCCCCAGGACAGCUACCUGUACCGGCACAAUUACUGCUCCAAAGACAAAAUCCCCAUCAGAAAGUACGCCGAUGGCACCAUUGACAUCGAAGAGGUCACAGAGAAUCCCAAGACUGAAGUAUGUGGUGGAGAGAAAGGGCCCUGCUGCGCUUGCCCCAAAACUGAAGCUGAGAAGCAGGCUGAGAAGGAGGAGGCCGAGUACCGGAAAGUGUUUGAGAAUUUCCUGCACAACUCCAUCUUUGUGCCCAGACCUGAAAGGAAGCGGAGAGAUGUUAUGCAAGUGGCCAACACCACCAUGUCCAGCCGAAGCAGGAACACCACGGUGGCCGACACCUACAACAUCACAGAUCCAGAGGAGCUGGAGACGGAAUACCCUUUCUUUGAGAGCAGAGUGGAUAAUAAGGAAAGAACUGUCAUUUCAAACCUCCGACCUUUUACUUUGUACCGCAUUGACAUCCACAGUUGUAACCACGAGGCCGAGAAGCUGGGCUGCAGUGCUUCUAACUUUGUCUUUGCAAGAACCAUGCCCGCAGAAGGAGCGGAUGACAUUCCUGGCCCCGUCACAUGGGAGUCAAGGCCUGAAAACUCCAUCUUUUUAAAGUGGCUGGAACCUGAGAACCCCAAUGGACUGAUUCUAAUGUAUGAGAUAAAGUACGGAUCACAAGUUGAGGAUCAGCGAGAAUGUGUGUCGAGACAGGAGUACAGGAAGUAUGGAGGGGCCAAGCUCAACCGGCUGAACCCAGGAAACUAUACAGCCCGGAUUCAGGCUACCUCCCUCUCUGGGAAUGGCUCAUGGACAGAUCCCGUGUUCUUCUAUGUCCCGGCCAAAACAUCCUAUGAAAACUUCAUCCAUCUGAUCAUCGCUCUGCCCGUCGCCAUCCUGUUGAUCGUGGGAGGGCUGGUGAUAAUGCUGUAUGUCUUCCACAGGAGGAGAAACAACAGCAGGCUGGGGAAUGGAGUGUUGUAUGCCUCUGUGAACCCAGAGUACUUCAGUGCUGCGGACGUGUACGUUCCUGAUGAGUGGGAGGUAGCUCGAGAGAAGAUCACCAUGAGCCGGGAGCUGGGGCAAGGCUCCUUUGGGAUGGUCUAUGAAGGAGUGGCCAAGGGCGUGGUGAAAGACGAACCAGAAACCCGAGUAGCCAUCAAGACGGUGAACGAGGCCGCAAGCAUGCGUGAGAGGAUCGAGUUUCUCAACGAAGCUUCUGUGAUGAAGGAGUUCAACUGUCACCACGUGGUGCGGUUGCUGGGUGUGGUGUCCCAGGGCCAGCCCACGCUGGUCAUCAUGGAAUUGAUGACACGGGGAGAUCUCAAGAGCUAUCUCAGGUCUCUGAGGCCGGAAAUGGAGAAUAACCCAGUCCUGGCACCUCCAAGCCUCAGCAAGAUGAUCCAGAUGGCCGGAGAGAUUGCUGACGGCAUGGCAUACCUCAACGCCAACAAGUUUGUCCACAGAGACCUUGCUGCCCGAAAUUGCAUGGUGGCUGAAGAUUUCACAGUCAAAAUUGGAGAUUUUGGGAUGACGCGAGAUAUCUACGAGACAGACUACUACCGGAAAGGAGGGAAAGGGCUGCUGCCUGUGCGCUGGAUGUCUCCAGAGUCCCUCAAGGAUGGAGUCUUCACCACUCAUUCGGAUGUCUGGUCCUUUGGGGUCGUCCUCUGGGAGAUCGCCACACUGGCUGAGCAGCCAUACCAGGGCUUAUCCAACGAGCAAGUGCUUCGCUUUGUCAUGGAGGGUGGCCUUCUGGACAAGCCGGACAAUUGCCCUGACAUGCUGUUUGAGCUGAUGCGCAUGUGCUGGCAGUACAACCCCAAGAUGAGGCCUUCCUUUCUGGAGAUCAUCAGUAGCAUCAAAGACGAGAUGGAGCCCGGCUUCCGAGAGGUCUCCUUCUACUACAGCGAGGAGAACAAGCCGCCCGAGCCGGAGGAGCUGGACCUGGAGCCCGAGAACAUGGAGAGUGUCCCCCUGGACCCCUCAGCCUCCUCAUCCUCCCUGCCGCUGCCCGACAGACACUCAGGACACAAGGCCGAGAACGGCCCGGGCCCGGGAGUGCUGGUCCUCCGCGCCAGCUUUGAUGAGAGACAGCCUUACGCGCACAUGAAUGGAGGCCGCACGAACGAGAGGGCCUUGCCGCUGCCCCAGUCUUCGACCUGCUGAUCCUGGAUCCCGCAUCCCGUGCAAACAGUAACGUGUGUGCACUCAGCAGCGGGUGGGGGGAGAGAGAGUUUAACAGUCUAUCCACAAGCCUCCUGUACCUCAGUGGAUCUUCAGAGCUGCAUUGCUGCCCACGGAGACCGCUUCUCUGCAGUAAACACCUUGGGAUGUCCUUUUCUCAAUAUGCAAGCAGCUUUUUAUUUCCCUGCCCAAGCCCUUAACUGACACGGGCCUCUGAGAACCUUAAUGACAACACUUAAUAGCAACAGAACACUUGAGAAUUGAGUCUUCACAUUCUCCUUCCCUCUCUCUGCCUCUCUCUCUCUGUCUCUCCUUUUUCCUUUUUUCUGCUUCAUAAUGGAAAAAUAUCUGCUGCAAGCCUGGCUGGAGAGACCGUUCUAUCAGAUGUCAGAAACGUCUGUCCCUGGGGCCCCACGUCACUCCUGUACACACCUGCCUGGCAUCAUGGGUUAUUACCUCUCUCUCACACACACACAUAUGCACACGCACGCACACACACACACAGAUGGGAUUUUUUUAACUAUAUCUGUAACCUUUUUAGGGUCACCUAAAAUUUAAAAAGG
Fukomys damarensis (Damara mole-rat) is the source of this 4615-nucleotide messenger RNA. RefSeq names its product insulin like growth factor 1 receptor (gene Igf1r). Gene Ontology annotation, molecular function: insulin receptor substrate binding; ATP binding; insulin receptor activity. NCBI's taxonomy places the organism in Eukaryota, Metazoa, Chordata, Mammalia, Rodentia, Bathyergidae. Gene Ontology annotation, biological process: positive regulation of kinase activity; positive regulation of phosphatidylinositol 3-kinase/protein kinase B signal transduction; glucose homeostasis. Gene Ontology annotation, cellular component: axon; insulin receptor complex; membrane. The record is from RefSeq and is a predicted model, not a curated record.